Messenger RNA from Anthostomella pinea, 1581 nucleotides. NCBI's taxonomy places the organism in Eukaryota, Fungi, Ascomycota, Sordariomycetes, Xylariales, Xylariaceae. The record is from the annotation of a GenBank genome assembly.
AUGUCAGAUGAAGGCCUGGAGGCCUACGUGUACAAUCAUGCGCUCCAUUCCAACGAGGAUGCCGAUGUACCCAAGGAAGACCGUGCUCAGGGGUAUGGCCAAUAUAGUGCAUUUGCCACCACUGAGCACCCGAGCUAUCCGCCGCACUUUUGGGAGACGAACCAGAGUCCAAUCAUCGAUCUUUCCAGAAGGAUGAAUGCGGCGCAACCGCUGAGCCAGAUUCAAGCGGACGAGGCUCUGUCGUUGGCCGAUCCACCUAGGGAUUUCCCCCCUCUGGAUAUAUCCAGUGCUGAUUCAGCAUCUUUGGUGCCCCAGGAUAAUGACGAACUCAGUACGGAGACGUGCAAGCCGACACUUCAACCAAUCUCGACCCCGCAUGAUGGGGAUACAGACCAGGAUGAUGUCUAUGAGCAAGGCCUUUGCGGAGGAAGUAAUCGAAGCCCUUACUCUAGGGAAGCCGAGGACGAGCCGUGGGUCACCGUUUCCAGUUCUUUCAGCCACAGCGGGAUGGCCAGAUCAAGUGAACCUCGGACCUGUCCCAGUGCAUCCUCAGGAGUUGCUUUCAAGACCGACGGACAAUCGGAAUGCGCCCUGGAAGCAGAUGACAAGGCUGAUGCCCCUCAUGAGCCUGAUGGUCACGAUCAUGCUAAAUCAACGCCCGCAGCCGUGGACCCGAAAAACCAAGCAGCGCUGAAGCAAUUCCUUGACAGCCUCGAAAGCGGUGUCCUCGAGUCACUUGGAUACAAGAAGGAAACUCCACAGGAAUUCGAGGAUUCGAAAGCGAAAUCCAGUUCUGUAUCAGGUCCAGGGCACGGUUAUGCAUGCUCGGAGCCCCAAUGUACUAAGAAAUUCGCCCGAAAGUGCGAAUUGAAGAAACACGAGAAGAGGCACGAGAAACCAUACGGCUGCACCUUCCAGGGCUGCACCAAGAAGUUUGGCAGCAAGAAUGAUUGGAAGCGCCACGAGAACAGUCAACACUUCAUGUUGGAGAUGUGGAAAUGUGAUGAGAAGCAUGAUAGACUGGUCGAGCCAUGUGGGAAAGUCAGCCACCGGCGCGAACUGUUCAGGGGCCAUCUCAGCAAAGAGCAUCACAUCAAUGACCCAAAUGUCCUGGAUGUCAAGCUUGAGACCUGUCGCGUUGGCCGAAACUGCGAAGCUCGUUUUUGGUGCGGGUUCUGCCAGAAGAUCAUUGCGAUCACCCAGAAAGGACUUCAGGCUUGGGCUGAACGAUUUAACCAUAUCGAUGACCACUUCUCGGGCCGCAACAACCAAGCGCAGAGAGAGAUCAGCGAGUGGAAGAACGUAGACCCUGCCAACCCGCGAGUGGAAUCGGUUGAUUCGGAUGAUUCCAGCGAUGUCUCCUCCCCUCCGCCACCGCCCGCAACCAUUACCAAUGUUCGCUACUCUGCGAAAGACGAGAGGCCGCGUCUUCACUCGUCGAAGUCGAAACGGAAAAGAGAGGACGGUUCUGCCCACAGCACCUCGAAGAGGGCCAAAGCUGCGCGCCGAUAUUACUGCGUAAGGAAGUUUCCCACCGCUGUUGGAUACGAUCUAACGACUUAUCCAGUGUCAAUGUCAUGA